AUGAUUACAACUUAAUUUAUGAUGUGCAGUAACAAUAUAUAUAAAUACCAGCUGUUAGAUAUACUUAAAAAUGGAAAAAUCAGAACUGUUUACAAAGCAAAAGACUUAAACAAUAAAUGUUUGGCUAUUUUAAAGAUUUCUGUUGAUCAGCCAGUGGAAAAGCUUACACAUUUGUACAAUGAAGUUUUAACUAUUCGUCGGCUAAAACAUAGAAAUAUAAAUACCAUCGUCAGUUGCUUUUUGUACAAGCAAUAUGUUUAUCUGACUUACAAUUUUAUGUGUUUUGGAGAUUGUGAAACGAUGCUUAAAAACGUGUAUAUUUCUGGUUUUCCGGAGGUUGUAAUUGCACUCAUUUUGAAGGAUGUCUUAUCAGCGCUUACCUAUAUUCACUCUGAGCAUUAUGUUCAUGGAGCUAUAAGGGCUAAGUACAUACUUAUAAGCCCCAAAAAAGCUGUUAUAUCAAAUUUUAGUUACUGUCAAAGUUUUAUUAGUCAAGGAGAAAAAAAACCAUUUAUAUAUGGAUCAACGGUGGGAAUAGAAAAAGCGUUGUAUUGGACAGCUCCAGAAGUUUUAUAUCAAAACCUUUCAGGUUACACUGAAAAAAUUGAUAUUUAUUCCAUCGGAAUUACUUGUUGUGAAAUGGCAAACGGUUUUCAACCCUUCAAAGACACAGAAUUAACAUACAUGUAUAUUGAAAAAGUACGUGGAAGUCUGCACUUGCUACUGGAUAAAAACAGCUUAUUGGAAAAUCAAGGAUCUCUAUCAACGGAUCAUACAAUUAAACGAAUUGCUCGUGAUGUAAUUGUAAACAAAUCAUUUUCGGAAGACUUCCAUCAAUUCGUUGAAAUCUGCUUGAAUAAAAAUCCUUUCUCUCGAUGGGCUGCAUCCAAAUUAAUGACACACUCGUUUCUUAAGCAAUGCCGGAAUACCAGUCUUUCAGACCAAUUAAAAGGACAAGAAAUAUCCCAUAUUAAAAAAAAAGAACAUGAAAUAUUUUGUGAUGCUCAGGACACUCACAACCCUAAACCAAAUGAUACAAAAUGGAUAUUUUAAGAAACUUUUAUUUUAUUAUUUUAUAUAUAUAUUACUUUAAUCUAAAACGUUUUUUGGAUCACUGUGGUGCCCUUAGUACUGACUCUUUAGUGGAUAUAGAAAAAAUACUUCAUUAUUCCUCCAUUCACUUUUUUUAGUUAUUGUUUUAGACAAGCUGACGGCCCAAAUACUAAAAUUUUGUGUACUAUAUUUUGACAAUUAAAUUAUAAGCAACCAAA
Drosophila teissieri is the source of this 1271-nucleotide messenger RNA. RefSeq names its product putative serine/threonine-protein kinase STE20-like (gene Stlk). Gene Ontology annotation, molecular function: protein kinase activity; ATP binding. The record is from RefSeq and is a predicted model, not a curated record. Bases 19 to 1053 code for a protein of 344 amino acids. NCBI's taxonomy places the organism in Eukaryota, Metazoa, Arthropoda, Insecta, Diptera, Drosophilidae. The transcript is spliced from 4 exons. Gene Ontology annotation, biological process: protein phosphorylation.